AUGCGCCCUGGCCAGUCGCCAACCGGGUCACGGAGAGAGAACUCUAGGUCCUUCCACGCCACGCGUUUCAAGAGGCUUAAAACCCGGGAGGAGGCGCAGGGUCCCAGCAUGCCCUGGCGUCUGAGGCUCAGAGGAUGCAGGCCCCUGGAAAAACUCUCCAGAACGUUGCCAAACUUUACAAGUCAAGGAGUUCGUGCGUAUCUACAAGAACCGCCGGAGUCUGCAGCGGUGCAAAGGUGCCAGGGACGCGCUCAGGGUCGCACGCUGGCUCGGGGCGCUCUCGGCUGGGCGGGGCUGGGCAGGACUGUAGGCGGAGCUAGGGCUGGGGAUGGGCGGGAGGCAGCGGAGGAGCCCGGCGGCGGCCAGAGGGGCCGGAGGGCUGCCCCUGGACGUAGCGGGCCACACUUCCUGCUGUCGUCCGCCUUCCGAGAGGAGCUGUGGGCGCUCCUGGUCCUGGCGGGCCCCGCGUUCUUGGCCCAGCUGAUGGUGUUUCUGAUCAGUUUCAUAAGCUCCGUGUUCUGUGGCCACCUGGGGAAGCUGGAAUUGGAUGCUGUCAUGCUUGCAAUGACAAUCAUCAAUGUCACCGGGGUGUCGGUGGGAUUCGGCUUAUCUUCUGCUUGCGACACCCUCAUCUCCCAGACAUAUGGGAGCCGGAACUUGAAGCACGUGGGGGUCAUCCUGCAGAGGGGCACGCUGGUCCUGCUUCUCUGCUGCUUGCCCUGCUGGGCACUAUUCCUCAACACCGAGCAGAUCCUGCUGCUCUUCAGGCAGGGCGCAGCCGUGUCCAGGCUUACCCAGACCUACGUCAUGAUCUUCAUUCCAGCUCUGCCUGCAACCUUUAUUUAUGCUUUACAAGUUAAGUAUUUGCUCAACCAGGGAGUUGUCCUGCCCCAGAUCCUAACUGGAGUUGCAGCCAACUUUGUCAAUGCCCUCACCAACUAUCUGCUUCUCCAUCAGCUGCACCUCAGGGUAAUGGGUUCAGCACUGGCAAACACAGUCUCCCAGUUCACCCUGGCUGUGCUCCUCUUCCUCUACAUCCUUGGGUGAAAACUGCAUCAAGCUACCUGGGGAGGGUGGUCCCUCGAGUGUCUGCAGGACUGGGCCUCCUUUUUCCAGCUGGCCAAACCCAGCAUGUUAAUGCUGUGCAUUGAGUGGUGGGCCUACGAAAUUGGGAGCUUCCUGAGCAGUACCCUCGGCACAGUGGAGCUGGGAGCCCAGUCCGUCGUGUAUGAACUGGCCACCAUUGUGUACAUGAUACCUACAGGCUUCAGUGUGGCUGCCAGCGUCCGGGUGGGGAAUGCACUGGGUGCCAGGAACUUUGAGCAGGCCCGGAAGUCCUCAGCCGUCGCCCUGCUGAUCACAGAAUUCUUUGCUGUAACUUUUUGUGUCCUGCUGUUAAGCUGUAAGGAUCUUGUGGGGUACAUUUUCACAGCCGACCGAGAGAUCAUUGCUCUAGUGGCUCAGGUGGUUCCGAUUUCUGCCGUUUCCCACCUCUUUGAUGGUCUUGCCUGUACAAGUGGCGGCAUUCUGAGGGGAAGUGGAAAUCAGAAGGUUGGAGCCGUCAUUAAUGCCAUCGGGUACUAUGUACUUGGUCUCCCGAUUGGGAUUUCACUGAUGUUUGCAGCCAACCUGGGAGUGAUCGGUCUGUGGUCAGGAAUCAUCAUCUGUGUGAGUGCUCAAGCUGCUUGUUUUCUAGGCUUUAUUGCUUGGCUAGAUUGGAAAAAAGCCUGCCAACAGGCUCAGGUACAUGCCAGUUUGAAACAAAAUGUGGUCCAGGAUGGGACAUCUGCUCUCUCGCAGGAACCGCUUUCCCCAGUGGGCCCUGAAAACCAUGACAGAAUUUUAAUGAGAGAUGUUGAAACAAAAGAUGAGACUCAGCUGGACCAGUGGAUGCACCCAGGACACCUUCAGGGCUGUCUGGGGGAUGUGACUGAGCUGACCCGGAGGCAGCUGAUCCUGCGGCGAGGGCUCCUGCUCCUGGGGGCCGCUUUCCUCUUGCUGGUGGGGAUUUUAGUGAGAGUGUGUGUCAGAACUCAGUGAUGUGGAAGGUGAGAGGUCAAGUGAUCUGUUUGAGCUUAGUUCCAGUGGUGAGAAUUUUUCUGUUAAAGUAAUUCAGCUGUGCCUGUGGAUUUCAAGACCUGAGAAUUCAAAUGUACAUUUUCUAAUGAAGAAAAGGACUAAGGUAAAAACUAUGUUGUAGGCCAAAACACUGUCCGAAGAUUACACUGGAGGGGUCAUUCAUCCACCAGCCUCAACCAAGGACUACUGUGCGCUACUGCAUUUGUCUAUGGCUUUGAUAUUUCUUUUGCUUACUGGUUUUAAGAUGCCAAUCCAUGUGCUGAGUGCUUAAGGAUUCUUACCACCUGGGUUAUUUAGCAUGUAUUUUACAACAUAUUUUUCCUUGUGCCUUAAGAGUAUUAUUCAGCAGGCAAACAGCAUUUGUUAAUGAUGCUGGGGUUCUUGUUCAUGGAAUUGUAGAAUGAACUUCGCAAACACUCAAAGUAGGAGAGCAAGUAAAAGCUUUUAUUUAGAGAUAAAGUAAGAGGAAAGAGCUCCUGGUUCACAUGGGGAGCGGACAAGAGAGUCCAAGGUGGUGUGCUGUCUAGAGGAUUUAUAGGCAGUUGAGAGACAAAGGGCUAGGGAUGCAGACCUGCCAAAUGGUCCCCAAAUGUUUAUCUUUUAAGAGGCACUAAGUUUC
Molecule: messenger RNA, 2698 nt
Organism: Manis javanica (Malayan pangolin)
Lineage: Eukaryota; Metazoa; Chordata; Mammalia; Pholidota; Manidae
Source: RefSeq, a predicted model, not a curated record